Phragmites australis (common reed) is the source of this 1529-nucleotide messenger RNA. RefSeq lists its product as uncharacterized. Lineage: Eukaryota; Viridiplantae; Streptophyta; Magnoliopsida; Poales; Poaceae. The transcript has 10 exons. Gene Ontology annotation, molecular function: methyltransferase activity. The record is from RefSeq and is a predicted model, not a curated record. The coding region runs from base 45 to 1046 and encodes 333 amino acids.
UCCGCUCGCCUCCCUCUCCGGCUCUCCACGCGCCGCCGCCUCCCAUGGCGUCGCUGCUCCGCAUCCAAGCCCUCGCCCCAGCUCUAACCAUCCCCCGCCGCCGCGGCCUCCCCUCCCCUCUCCGCCUCGCCGCGGCUCCCCUUGCACGCCGCCUCUGCGCCGCUGCCUCCAGCGACACGCCGGAGCAGCCCGCAUCCAAACCGGAUCUGGAGUCAGGUCUGUAUCUUGUGGCAACGCCAAUUGGGAACCUUGAAGAUAUCACGUUAAGGGCACUGCGUGUCCUUAAAUGUGCUGAUGUGAUACUAUCUGAAGACACAAGGCAUUCUGGAAAGCUGCUUCAACAUUACAACAUCAAGACACCUCUUCUUAGCUUCCAUAAGUUCAAUGAGCGUGAGAGAGAGCCCAGUAUCAUUAAGAGGCUUCAUGGAGGAGAAGCUAUUGCAUUGAUAAGUGACGCUGGUACACCAGGCAUUAGUGACCCUGGCAUGGGACUGGCUAGACUAUGUGCAACUGAGAAAAUCCCUGUCAUUCCGAUUCCUGGACCUUCUGCUGCAAUUGCUGCUCUUUCUGCAUCGGGUUUGCCAUCUAAUGAAUUCACUUUUGUCGGGUUUUUACCAAAGCAUGCUCGAUCAAGGAGAGACAGGCUUGAAAUAUCUGCUCGUGAAGCUGCAACACAAAUAUAUUAUGUUCCUCCCCAUGGCAUUCAUCGAUUUCUUGUUGAUUCUGCCUCGUCUUUUGGUGAUUCUAGGCCAUGUGUUAUUGCAAGGGAGAUAACCAAAUUACAUGAAGAGUUUUGGCGUGGAACUUUAGGUGAAGCAAAUGAAGCUUUUGCAACUCGACAGCUGAAGGGAGAAAUCACAGUGCUCAUAGAGGGCAAGCUAAUUCCAGCUGAUGAAACUCCAUCAGAGGAAUUUCUUGAGCAUGAACUUAGAGAACUGGAGGCAAAGGGACACACUCUUUCAGCGGCGGUGAAAUUGGUUACUGAAGCUACAUCAGCAAAGAAGAAAGAUGUCUAUGCACUUGCAUUGAGGUUGUUUGGAAAAUGAGUAAAAUGCAACUUUUGCUCACAUCUGGUGUUUCGGACGCUUCCUGUGCUAGUACUGCUAAAGUGCUGAAAAUUUCAGACUGAAAUCUUCCGCUAUUUCAGACUGAAGUCAAAAGGCAGAGAAAUAGAUGGAAUGAUGGAUUCCAUUUUCCUCUUGCUAUCAAAAGCCAGAAGUGGAACUAAUGUCAUGCCAUUGCCGUCCUUCCACAGCCCAUCUUUCAUCCUCGCCACCAUAAACAAUUGAUUAAGAACUGUCAACCCCAAUUCAUGUGCUACAUGCUCCUUGGUGCCUAUUCUGGCCUGCAUACCAUGAUGCGUGCCAAUCACAGCAGAUUCACCACUGGAACAUAUGAUAAACACCCCACAAUAAACAUUGUGUAACUAUUAAGAAUCGAGAGAGUCGUGCCACCGCGCAGAUGAAACAUUUUGUGUCGUGGCUCUCAAUUACAGUGUUAACUUUCACGCAAAGCUUGGCAGUUUGAAA